AUGAAAGGUUUAGGAAUGUGGAUGGGGCAUAUUGGUGCCGUACACGUCACAAAUCAAAUCAAAACAGAGUUGUAUCUUCUCAGCCAAGAGGAAAAUGGUCGUAAAAUUGGCAUUCGGUCAGGAUUUACGGACAAACUUUUCUGCAGCACUUGGGAUCAAGUGGCCCGAUUUGAAAUAGCGCAAGAGCUUUUGAUGCCUGGAGAACAUGCACCUGCAACGGUGACUCUUAUGCGGAAUAUGCCUUUCAAAGUAGGAAUACCAUUUACUCUAAGGGAUGGUGGAACAAAACAAACUAUAGCGAGGGGAAUUGUUUCCGAACUCUUAGAACCAGUAACAGUGGAGAAAUAUAAUCUGAAAAAAGCUACUCAUCAUGAUGACUGA
Messenger RNA from Strongylus vulgaris, 381 nucleotides. NCBI's taxonomy places the organism in Eukaryota, Metazoa, Nematoda, Chromadorea, Rhabditida, Strongylidae. The record is from the annotation of a GenBank genome assembly.